AUGGCUUUCUGCAACUCAACUUUGCUAGAAUCCCUCUCUUUUCACCACCUAGUCUUCAUGUUCUUCACCUUGCUCCUUGCUUCUUCGAAUUCCUAUGUCUUGAAUUCCAUCAGCACUAGCACCACCAUUGUUGCUGUAGACCAAGCUGAUGCUCUCCUCAAAUGGAAAGCUACUGAUCUCAACAACCAAAGCCAAACUGUUCUCCAUUCAUGGACUCUACUUGAUUCCAAUUCUACCAAUUCCUCUAUGCGAUCUGACCCAUGCAUGAGUUGGAUUGGAAUUACUUGCAGUCAAAGGGGAAGCAUCACUGAGAUUAGCUUACCAAGUAUGGGCUUGCAAGGUAUGGUUGAGAACUUCCCCUUUCCCUCACUUCCUGCUCUUAUACGUCUGGAUUUCACUAACAAUACACUUUUUGGUACUGUUCCCUCCAACAUUGCUAACCUCUCUGUUAUCAACUACCUUGAUCUGUCUGUGAAUCAGCUCUCAGGAUCAAUUCCAUCUGAAAUCUACUUACUUACCGGUCUUAAUAUCUUGUAUCUUGAUCAGAAUCAUUUCAGUGGAUCCAUACCUGACAGAAUGGGAAGAUUGAAAAAACUUACCAUUCUGACCAUGUACUCCAACAACCUCUCUGGUUCCAUACCUGAUUCUCUUGGUAAUUUGAGCAAUCUAGGAGAGCUCUCUUUAUACGAAAACAAUCUCAUUGGUUCAAUCCCUGCAUCUAUAGGUAAGUUGAGAGAUUUGUACUCUCUAUACCUAUACAGAAACCAACUUUCAGGUCCCAUUCCCCAGGAAAUAGGAAAUUUGACACAGCUCAGCUCUUUAAGCCUGGAAGAUAAUUAUCUGAUUGGUUCCAUCCCUCAAGAAAUAGGAAAUUUGAAAUCACUUACUGAUCUAUACUUACCUCUGAACAAUCUCAAUGGUUCAAUCCCUGUUUCUUUAUGUAAUUUGAGAAACCUAACCAUUUUAUACCUCUAUGGGAAUCAACUCUCUGGUAGGAUUCCUAUAGAAAUCGGAAAUUUGACAAGUCUGACUGACCUACAACUGCUUUUCAAUCAACUAGCAGGAUCCAUCCCUUCCACUUUGGGAAACCUAAAGAAGCUCACCUAUUUAAACCUAUUGAAAAAUCAAUUUUCUGGUUCAAUCCCUGAAGAAAUAGGAAAUCUUACCAAUUUGGCUAGCUUGCAAUUGGGAGAUAACCAUUUCUCUGGUAGUCUGCCACAAGGGCUAUGCAUGAGUGGGUCACUUGAAAACAUCAGUGCAUUUAACAACCAUUUCGUAGGUGUUCUUCCAAAAGGCUUCAAAAACUGCACAAGCUUAUUUAGAGUUCGACUCGAAAAUAACCAACUUGCUGCAAACUUAUCAGAAGACUUUGGGGUUUAUGAAAAUCUGAAUUACAUUGAUUUGAGCUAUAAUCAAUUGAAUGGUGAACUUUCAUCAACCUGGGGUCAAUGCCAAAACUUGCAAACUCUAAGGAUGGCUGGGAAUGAUAUUACUGGUAAGAUACCUCCUGAGCUUGGGAUGUUAAUCCAAAUGCAUGUUCUUGAUCUUUCUUCAAAUUACCUGGUGGGUGAAAUUCCUAAGGAAUUUGGUGAGUUGACAUUGUUGUUGAAUCUCAGUCUGAGUGGCAACCAACUUUCUGGCAAUUUACCAUUAGAAGUUGGAAGGCUAUACAGACUAACAAAUCUUGACUUGUCAAGAAACAGUUUGAGUGGACAAAUACCAAUAGAAAUAGGGAACUGCUCCAACUUAUUAUAUCUGGAUUUAAGCAACAACAAUUUGAAUGGAAGCAUUCCCUAUCAAAUUGGCAAUCUGGUUUACCUUCAACUUCUAUUGGAUCUUAGUCAAAACCGGCUCAGUGGAGAGAUACUGUCACAGUUCAAAAAUUUGGAAAACUUGGAAAAGUUAAAUAUCUCCCACAAUCAACUCUCUGGUACCAUUUCUUCUGCUUUUGAUGGAAUGGCUAACUUGACAUUCAUUGAUAUAUCUUACACUGAGUUUGAAGGUCAAAUUCCCAACAACAGAGCCUUUCAAAAUGCUACAAUAGAAGCUUUAAGAAACAACAAAGCACUGUGUGGCAAUGUAAGUGGUCUGCAACCUUGCAAAUCAUCCCUGUCCAAAGGAGAAAAGGGAAAACCAAACCACAAAAUCCUGAUUGCUGUCUUGGUUCCAUUGUUAGGUUUGCUAUUUCUUCUGUUUUCUAUUCUUUGUAUCGCUCGUAUCCACCGGAGGUUAAGAAUUGUUGAGACAAAGCAAAGAGCAACACCACGUAAUACAGAUUUAUUUUCUGUAUGGAAUUACGACGGAAGAAUAGUAUAUCAAGAAAUUAUUGAAGCAACAGAGGAUUUUGAUGCCAAAUAUUGCAUUGGGAUGGGAGGAUUUGGAAGCGUAUAUAUAGCAAAGCUGUCAACGGAUCAAGUAGUUGCUGUCAAAAAGCUUCACCAAUCAUUACAAGAUGAAUGUGAGAAUGCCAACAUACAGGCAUUUCAAAAUGAGAUUUGUGCACUGACAAAACUGAGACACCGAAACAUUGUGAAGCUAUAUGGUUUUUGUUCAUAUACACAGAACUCCCUUCUAGUUUAUGAGUAUUUUGAGAGAGGAAGCUUGGCUAAGAUCCUUGACAACAAUGAGCUUGCAUCAGAAAUGGAUUGGAUAAAAAGGGUUAAUGUUAUCAAAGGUGUGGCAAAUGCUUUGUCUUAUAUGCACCAUGAUUGUUCACCACCGAUCAUUCACCGUGACAUAUCGAGUAACAAUGUUUUGUUGGAUGAAGAAUAUGAGGCAUGUGUCUCUGACUUUGGCACUGCUAGGCUUCUAAAGCCCGAUUCAUCCAAUUGGACUUCUCUAGCGGGGACGUGUGGAUAUGUUGCUCCAGAGCUUGCCUACACGAUGAAGGUGACCCGAAAAUGUGACGUUUAUAGCUUUGGGGUAUUAACAUUAGAAGUGCUGAUGGGAAGGCAUCCAAGUGAACUCAUCUCUAUGCUAUUGUCAUCGUUCCCAGUAGUGCCACUAACAAAGCAAAUGAUACUAUUGGGAGAUGUGGUGGACAAACGGCUUUCCCCUCCCACGAUGGACAUGGUUGAAGAACUCUUAUCUGUUAUGAAGCUAGCAAUCUCAUGUUUAGCUAUUGAUCCACAAUCUCGGCCUGACAUGCAUUAUGUGUCUGAGAAACUAUCAUCUUGAAGCCAUUAUUUGCCUUGCAAUAUGCUUCGUGUUGGCAUCAUACACAUUCAUUGGAAAGAAAGUUGCA
This is a messenger RNA of Telopea speciosissima, 3244 nucleotides long. Its product is annotated as MDIS1-interacting receptor like kinase 2-like. NCBI's taxonomy places the organism in Eukaryota, Viridiplantae, Streptophyta, Magnoliopsida, Proteales, Proteaceae. The record is from RefSeq and is a predicted model, not a curated record. Bases 1 to 3177 code for a protein of 1058 amino acids. Gene Ontology annotation, biological process: protein phosphorylation. Gene Ontology annotation, molecular function: protein binding; ATP binding; protein kinase activity. The transcript is spliced from 6 exons.